GCACACGGACACACUUAUGCUCAUGAAUGAUCCCCCCCACCCUCCACCUCCAAACGAUCCUAAUGCAAUAGCAUGCCUCCUCUGGUCCCUGUUUCUCUCUGGAGGAAGCUGUAAUAGCUAUGAGCUGUGUACACUGCUUUGCUUAGCCAGAUUUUCGUAAUGCUUGGUGAUAUGAAAGAGGUUCAUAGCUGUGUCUUAUCUCUGCCUGAUUUAACUCUUCUGGUUGCCACCAACGCAUGGUGACUUUUGCUCUUUUUUGCUGGGCUGCAGUCCUCUCUCACUACAAACUCUGCAUUGGAUGGCCUUAUCUGUCACUCAGAACCCAGGGAGUGGUGUAUUCCAGGGGGAUAACAUUAUCUGAGACUUGCCAGGCACCUCUUUCACAGCAGCAAGUUUGACUUGGCUUGUCUAAACUCCCUGAUCGGUUGUUAGGACUCAUGUUGAGGAGUCAAUCUCGCUACGCUGGAAAAUCUUUGCCCUAUUCGCGAUUUGUUCUUUCAACUUUUGAGGACUCAGAAAAAUGCUCAGACCAUUGACUUUGCAAGCUACUGAGAAGCCGUUUUCUGAACGAAUUCACGCCGAGGAGCUUGUGUUUGAUACCUCUUCUCCAUCUGACUGCGAGCCUCCAGUCGUGACAACAGGUCUACCAGCGAGGGAUGAUCAGACAAGGGCAAUUUGUAUAGAGAAGAUUUUUUUCAAGCUUUUUUGUCUGCUUCAUCUGAUUGGGAGAGCUGUUCGGAUUCAAAGUGAAAUUUACCCUACUACGAAACCUAGACCCAGAAGGGGGUUUAGGAUUUCCUGAAAAGAGGAAACAGGUAGGGUCAAAAUGGCAAAAGAUAUUUGAAGAUGCAAAAAAAAAAAAGGGGGAAACUGGAGAUGGAAAUACAGAGGAACAAAAGGAGUUUGGGGAAAGUGGAAUAGAAGGAACUGCUCCUAAUUUCAUUGUAACCUAAUGCUUUCAGUCUCUAAAAGCAGCCGUGAAGGGGAACAAAACAGUGGAACUGAGAGUGGACACUAAGCAGGCCUUAUGUGCUAUCACAUGUUAUCCCCGUGUUUGCGUGGGUUUCCUCCAGGUACUCUGGUUUCCACAACCCAAAAACAUGCUGAUCUUACAGGUGAAUAAGGUGAUGUCCUUCCUGUUCUGUGUGAUGUUUCUUCCUUAUCUUUGUGGCAUCCACGCUACCACCAUGGAUAAGAGUAAUUUGCCCGAAAACUCAAUGAAUUCUUUCUUUAUAAAGCUCAUGCAAGCCGACCUUGUAAAAAAUAAAGCUUCCAAGCAGGUGGCCAACACCAAGGAAAACCACCAACAAAAUACAAUACCAAAGACAGAAAUCCUUGUUGACUUGGAUAUGGUUGAUGACAGCCUUGAAAGUGGAAAAUCAGACUUUCAGCCGAUCCACUCAUUGGAAGCAGAACUAUUUAAGCAUCAGCGUCAGAGACGUUAUAAUUCGCCACGCGUGUUCUUGAGUGGAGACUUACCAAUGGAACCUCCACCUUUGUAUCUAAUGGAUGACUUUGUAGGACACUCUCCUUCAACAAACAGGACGUCACGGAGGAAAAGGUUCGCAGAGCACAGGGGCCACCGGGGAGAAUUUUCUGUGUGCGACAGCGAGAGCUUAUGGGUCACAGACAAGUCAAAUGCCGUUGACAUUCGGGGGCACCAAGUAACUGUUUUGGGGGAAAUUAAGUCUGGCAAUUCACCGGUCAAGCAAUAUUUUUAUGAGACAAGAUGUAAGGAUGCGAGGCCGGUCAAAAAUGGAUGCCGAGGCAUUGACGACAAACACUGGAAUUCUCAAUGUAAAACAUCCCAAACUUAUGUCCGAGCAUUGACUUCUGAAAACAACAAACUGGUGGGAUGGAGGUGGAUCAGGAUAGACACAUCUUGCGUUUGCGCGUUAUCGAGGAAAAUCGGGAGAACAUAGCUUCAACUUUUCAUUAUAUAAAUUAUUACUUUAAAUUAUAUAAUAUGCAUGUAGCAUAUAAAUGUUUAUAUUGUUUAUAUAUUAUAAGAUGUUCUUAUUUAUUAAAUUUCAGCAAACUUAUAUAAGCUUUAUCUCCCCUCCAAACAGAUCCUAAGGUCUGUGCCUCCUGUCGGGCAUUUCUUAAAACAAACAAGCAAAAAAAAGUACACUUCUGAUUCCACUGCGAGCAGUAUAUAUGACCCAAAACUAUAUGUCAGUAUUUGUCAUACAGUAUUUUCUUUGCCAGUGACUGUCUUUUCAGACUUUUCAAAUUCAACUAUAUCAAAGAUGUAUAAAUUGUAUGCACAUUAUAUUCAAUUUCAAUAUAUUUUACCUCGAUAAUUAAAAAAAAGUAAUAUUAAAAAGAAAAUACAAGUUCCAUUGCAAAACAAAUGGUAAGAUUCCAGUGAUGUUAUACAUUACUUAUUUUGCUCUUUUGUAUAUAUAAGAUUUUGUUUUAUCUACAUAGACUUUUUAUAAUUUUGGAUUUCUAAAAAAUUGUGCAUUUUUAGCCCGAGAUAGAUGCUAUUGUUGAUGGAAUUUGCUAUAAAGUGGGUCACGUUACUGCCAAGCUUAACUACCUUAGAAGAAUUAAAAAUAAAUAAACAGUCUAUAUAUAUAUAUGUGAAAAAUGAUCCUAGAAAAAGAAAGAUGUUAAAUUUGCCACAGUACAUAUUAAGAGCAUAUUCUUAAAAUAUUAUUUUUUGGGCUUUUAGAUUUGAAAAUGUCAUUUGGACUGUACUUUUAAACAUGCAUAAAAACGGUUAUUUUGCAA
This is a messenger RNA of Rana temporaria (common frog), 2736 nucleotides long. RefSeq names its product neurotrophin 3 (gene NTF3). Bases 1101 to 1922 code for a protein of 273 amino acids. The transcript has 3 exons. Gene Ontology annotation, biological process: neuron projection morphogenesis; negative regulation of neuron apoptotic process; cell surface receptor protein tyrosine kinase signaling pathway. The record is from RefSeq and is a predicted model, not a curated record. NCBI's taxonomy places the organism in Eukaryota, Metazoa, Chordata, Amphibia, Anura, Ranidae. Gene Ontology annotation, molecular function: nerve growth factor receptor binding; growth factor activity.